AUCAAAAUAAAGUUCAGCAGAAGGUGGGAGAGGCAGGAAAGGGAUCGAAACAGAGGGAGAGGGGCGGAAGAGAGGGUGAGGAAUGUCGUGCUCGCCGUCUUCGGGGUCGGGGGAAGACGAGGGCGUCGACGCCUACCGGAAGGGUGGCUACCACGCGGUUAGGGUCGGUGACGCCUUCGCCGGUGGCCGCUACGUCGCCCAGCGGAAGCUCGGAUGGGGUCACUUCUCUACCGUCUGGCUCGCCUACGACACCCUUUCUUCCAAAUUUGUUGCCCUCAAGAUUCAAAAAAGCGCGAAAGAGUAUACUCAAGCUGCGCUUCAUGAGACGGAGCUUCUCUCAGCGAUUGCAGACGGAGACCCUUCCAAUUCCAAGUGUGUUGUGCGACUACUGGACCACUUUAUGCAUGCUGGCCCCAAUGGGCAGCACUAUUGUUUAGUGGUUGAAUCCCUUGGAGAUAGCUUGCUUCGGUUGAUUCGUUACAACCGUAACAAGGGGAUUGGUCUGAACAGAGUCAAGACUAUAUGUAGAUCGAUAUUGGUGGGUCUCGAUUACUUGCACAGGGAGCUUGGUAUCAUUCACACGGAUUUGAAGCCAGAAAAUGUGCUUCUUGUGUCCACAAUCAAUCCUGCUAAGGACCCUGUGAGGUCCAAGUUCACUCCAAUUCUUGAGCGGCCUGAAGGGUGCCCAAAUGGUGGAUAUCCAUUCAGUAUGAACCAGAAGAAGCUGAAGAUUAUGACAAGAAGGGCAUUGGUGAAGAUUUCUAAGAGAAGAAUGUCAAUGGGAGGCUAUGUAGAGAUGGAGAGAAGCUUGGAUGGGAUUGAUCUGAGGUGCAAGGUGGUGGAUUUUGGGAAUGCUUGUUUGUUUGAUAACCAAAUUUCAGAUGAUAUUCAGACAAGGCAGUACAGAGCUCCUGAGGUUAUUAUUGGGUUGGGAUACUCCUUUUCGGUUGAUAUGUGGUCCUUUGCUUGUAUAGCCUUUGAGCUUGCAACUGGUGACCUGCUCUUUGCUCCUAAGAAUAGCCCAGAAUUCACCGAAGAUGAGUCCUUGAUUUCAGGAUCACUUGGCUCUGAUGAUGGAACUUCUUGGAAGGAUGCCCCGACAGUGAAGAUUGCUACUGCAGGAUCUCGAUCAAAGGACCUCUUUGACAGAUAUGGAGACCUGAAGAGGAUUCGUAGGUUGAAAUUUUUGCGCCUGGAUCGCCUUCUGGUUGACAAGUACAAGUUUUCAGAAACUGAUGCCAACUCCUUCAUGGAGUUCCUUUGCCCACUUCUCGAUUUUGAUCCAGAGAAGAGGCCUACAGCAGCUCAGUGCCUGCAACAUCCAUGGCUCAAUGAAUGAGGAGAUUUAUAAGAGCCUAAAGCUGCUCGAGUAUGAAAUAAUUUGAAGAGGUGAUAAAUUUAACGCAACCACCACCAGCUAACAAGUGAAGUUUCAGCAUUUUCACUGACCCGACUUAAUUGUACCACAUGAGGUCUGAAGGAAACUACUCGAACUCCGUCAUCUGGUUGUAUUCAUGAAUACCUUCGACUAUAUUAUGACUUUUGGUAGAGGUUUUUUUCCCUAAUGUUAUCGUCUUCCAAAAGAGAAAACGUGAAGUAGCUUCUGAUAAUGCCCGAGUUAUUUUUCGCGGUAUCUUUACAUUGUGUCUCAAACUGUGUUAAGUCCCAACGCAUUCCUUUGUUUGAUUAAAAAACAGAGCAGUUCUUGGCUAAGGGCACAUUAACACUGAAGCAGGAAAUGCUGGCCAAAAAUCUAAACCAACAUAAGCUAUGAAUCAAUGUUUAAGGUUACUUCUGCUCGACUCAGCUGAAUUGUUGCAUGUGUGAUGGACAAGGUAUUAAUAAUGAUGCCCAUCAACCUAAAUGGUAUUCAAGGUGGAGUCGAGUUCAAGAAAGGCGUAGAUAGGUGAACGAUAUGAUCAUGCAGGCAGGCCGAUCUGGAGAAAGUUUGUGCACAUUUACACGAUUAAAUCAUUACCACUAAUUUGCUUCAUUCUUCGUUCCCAUCUGUGAUCCCACAUGAACUCAAUGAAC
Messenger RNA from Musa acuminata subsp. malaccensis (wild Malaysian banana), 2034 nucleotides. RefSeq lists its product as uncharacterized. The record is from RefSeq and is a predicted model, not a curated record. NCBI's taxonomy places the organism in Eukaryota, Viridiplantae, Streptophyta, Magnoliopsida, Zingiberales, Musaceae. Gene Ontology annotation, biological process: regulation of mRNA processing; spliceosomal complex assembly; peptidyl-serine phosphorylation. Gene Ontology annotation, molecular function: protein serine/threonine kinase activity; ATP binding.